UGAGCUGUGUAAGUUGGAUUAUUUCCUAUUCUAAUUUAUUCAACUUCAUCUUCAACUAGCACUUUCAAUUCCUAACUGAGCACUCACACUCUUCCUCCCUAAAUCGCGAUUCGCAACCCCCUUCAACCCUCUCCUCGAUAUGCCUCUCCAACCCCUUUUCCUCUUCUUUCCACUCUUCUUGGCCGUCCUCGCAUCCCACACACUCCAACCACAUAAAUUCCCCACCUUCCCACCUGCCCAAGUCUCCGCCCUCUCAGGACGUAUGAUGGCGAAGCCAGGCCGGAUAUCCCAGCUGCAACUCGCAUUGAACAACGAAGUCUGUGUUUGUGAGAAGGGGUUGAGAUGCUGUGGGAGCUUCUGUGAGUGCGACUUGGAGUGCGGAGGGGAGGUGGGGGAGUGGGAGUGCUUGCUGUGAUAGAGGAGCGAGAAAGCUUAUCGGAGGCGAAGGGAAAGGGGACCUGGAAACAGAACACGGAAAGAGGAGAAGGGAACUAUCUAGGGUCGGUGGCAUUGCAGCCUAGUGCACUUGGCGCAUUAGCGAAGAUGUGAUGUACCAUGAUUGUGAGGUCCGAAGGACGAAAAACUUAUUCAGAAUGCGAGUACACCAAGAACAAGUAUCUUGUGUCUGUUCGUCGCAGAUAUCUUUCUGUCGCCGAAAUCCCAGAUCGAUUGCUUCUUUCGGCAGACCAUCCUUCUCUGCCUCAAUCAUCAUCAAUGGGAAUGCUGUUUGGAGCGACAGCAACAGCAGGCGCCGCCGGUUUCUUCGCCUGUAGCAGUCUGCCUGUCAAUCCGUACAGUACACAGGAAGAUGGA
Messenger RNA from Hyaloscypha bicolor E, 813 nucleotides. RefSeq lists its product as uncharacterized. Bases 140 to 415 code for a protein of 91 amino acids. NCBI's taxonomy places the organism in Eukaryota, Fungi, Ascomycota, Leotiomycetes, Helotiales, Hyaloscyphaceae. The record is from RefSeq and is a predicted model, not a curated record. The transcript has a single exon.